Molecule: messenger RNA, 773 nt
Organism: Salvia miltiorrhiza (redroot sage)
Lineage: Eukaryota; Viridiplantae; Streptophyta; Magnoliopsida; Lamiales; Lamiaceae
Exons: 2
Coding region: 149-604 (151 amino acids)
Source: RefSeq, a predicted model, not a curated record
ACCAUCUUCACGCAUAAAACUAUCCCUCUCUACGUACUCGCACAAAAAAUAUCAUCUCUUCGAUCUCUCUGGAAGGCUGGGUUGGUCUCUCUCUCCUCUCGGCACCGAGGCUUCUCUCUAGGAGGCUUCUCACUCCGAUCCGAGCACCAUGGAUUCGAAGUACAUUGGGUGGAUUUUGUUGGUUCUUCUAGUUUUGUUUGGAAAUGAGGUGGCUGUUUUCACCGGGGGAAAGAAAUUGGAGCGUAUGGCUAUCGCAAGUCCUGUCCUACUGUACAUAACCGAGCUCAGCCUGUUCAUCCUGAACUACAAGAACCGUGCGGAGACGAGUGAUGAUGAUUCUGAAAAUGUUGAUUCCGAUCAAGUUGCCUCGCAGGCACGUACAGGCAUUUCCCGCCGUUUCAUAUAUGCGCCUACGCGCAUGGAGGUGACCCGAUUUGUAUUUUGCAUUGCCGGAUUCGUCAUAGCCGUUUGCGAUUUUCUCAGGAUAUCUCUUGGCUGGACUGACAUAGCAAAAUGCUUCACUGCCUCCUCCAUGACUCUCAUUUUUGGGCUUCUCUUUCUCAUUUUCAUUGACUUUCUAGGAGAGAGAUCGGGAUGGAAGUAGACCACAUUAAUUGACAAUCUUGUUUUGGAUUCAUCAAUUGCUGGGAUGGCAGUAGACCACAUUUUUUGGAUUCAUGGCACGUGUAAUAAUUCUACAAUUUUAGCUUGCAUGUGUGCAUAGGCAUUGAUAUUACAUGAACUUCAAUUGCAUAUGACUUUUUGUUUGAUAU